Molecule: messenger RNA, 1428 nt
Organism: Geodia barretti
Lineage: Eukaryota; Metazoa; Porifera; Demospongiae; Tetractinellida; Geodiidae
Source: the annotation of a GenBank genome assembly
AUGGAAACCAUUCUGAUUGUAGACGACGAAAAAAAUACGCUUAAGAUGUUGUCCCAAGGGCUCAAAAUGCGAGGGUAUCAAGCUCUUACAGCUGCAAGUGGCGAGGAAGCGUUGCAACAGUGCAUCAAGUCCGAUGUGGAUCUUGUGCUAUUGGAUAUCCGCAUGGAAAAUGGAAUGGAUGGUGUUCAGACGCUUGUAAAACUUCGUGAACGCUAUCCGAAAUUAAAUGUGGUGAUGAUGUCUGCGCAACAAGAUAUCGAAAUUGCUGUUACGACAAUGGAACUCGGUGCAAAGCGAUAUAUCACAAAACCGAUUAGUAUUGAUAAAAUUCUCUCCAGUGUUCAGCCGUUUUUAGAUAUAUCGCGCUUAUCGCAAGAAAAUGAGAUUCUGAAAUCACAAAUUACACCCACCGACGAAAUGGUAGGUGAGAGUGCCGUUAUUUCGCAUCUCCGCUUGCAGAUUGAGCGGGUCGCGGGAAGCAAACUCGGUGUCCUAAUCUCUGGCGAGAAUGGCACAGGUAAACAGCUUGUUGCUAAUGCGAUCCAUCGACAGAGCAGGCGUGCCGCGAAAACCUUUAUCCCCCUCAACUGUGCCGCUUUGCCCGAUGAACUCAUUGAGAGCGAACUUUUUGGACAUGAACGAGGCGCGUUCACUGGCGCAGAUUCACGAAGACAGGGACGCUUUGAACUCGCUCACGGUGGAACUAUCUUUCUCGAUGAAAUUGGCGAUAUGAGUUUAAAGGCGCAAGCAAAGGUCCUUCGCGUCAUUGAAACCGGCGAAGUCGAACGUCUCGGAGGAAAUCAGAUUCGGACGGUAGAUGUUCGAAUUAUCGCAGCGACUAACAAACACCUCCCUGAGGAGAUUGAGAAUGGGCGAUUUCGACGCGAUCUUUUCUAUCGGCUUAAUGUCGUGCCUAUUACCGUUCCACCGCUCCGAGAGCGGACAGAGGAUAUUCCGCUGUUAGUGAAGUAUUUUGCCGAGCGGUUACAACUCAAUAUUGCAUCCACGCCGAAAGUCAUUGACCCAGGGGCUUAUGCUGUGUUUCAAAGUUACAGUUGGCCAGGGAAUAUCCGGGAGUUAAAAAACAUCGUUGAACGCCUCCUUAUUAUGGUAAAUCGAGAUGUUGUGAUGGCACCGGACGUCGCUGAGGCUUUGUCUCUGAUUCCUCAACCCACUUCGUUAUAUCCGACAUCAAGCGCGACGCUGAAUCAAGGUGCCUUACAGGCCCCUCUGGGGAUACCCCUCUACAAACCUGGAACAGCUCUGGGUAAGAUGAUGGAUACUGCCGAGGCGCAAUGCAUCCUUGCGGCUUUGGGAGAGAAUAAGUGGAACAUCCGACGUACCGCGGAAGCAUUAGAGGUGGAGCGGAGUAACUUGUACAAGAAGAUGAACCGGUAUGGCAUUUCUCGACCAAGUUCUGAGGGUUAA